ACACACACACACACACACACACACACACACACACACACACACACACACAUAGGCGUAUAUAUUUCCAAACAUGAAUUUUGCCCCUUCUUCUACUACUCCUCCACCACCUCGUUCUCAUCCUUUCCCACCAAUCGCCUUCACUUGAACAGCCACCAAGAGGACAAGACUACAGUCUGCCUGCGAGCGGUUAAACGGAAUCAAAACAAUCCGGAGAACAGCAUCAAGAGGACUGCAUCUGGACCUGGACCAGGACCAGGAUGCUACUUCAAUACAGAGUCUGCUAAACGAUCCCGACAGCCGCUGUCAAUAUGUUCAGGAGAGGUUAUGGUGGGGUGGAGUUACUGUUGGUGUUGUGUGGCCUGGAUCUCUCUAUGCCCUGUCCUCGCCACUGCAUCUGCUACACUUCACCUAGCACCGUUUCCUGCCAAGCCCACAACUUCCAUGCCGUGCCCGAGGGCAUCCCUGCUCAGAGCGAGCGUGUCUUCUUGCAAAACAACAAAAUUCAACGGUUACUCCGUGGUCACUUCUCGCCCACCACCACUAUGUUGUGGCUUUAUUCCAACAACAUCUCCUACAUACAGCCAUCCACCUUCCAUGGUUUUGACCGUCUAGAAGAGCUAGACCUGGGGGACAAUCAGCACCUAAAGGCUAUUGCUUCUGACACCUUCCUGGGCCUGGGUCGGCUACAUGCCCUGCACCUGUACCAUUGCGGCCUGAUCAGCCUGCCUGCAGGGAUCUUUUCGGGCCUAAAUAAUCUCCAGUAUCUCUAUUUACAGGACAACCAGCUAGAGUUCUUGGAGGAUGAUCUGUUCAUCGACCUGCUUAACCUCAGUCAUCUUUUCCUGCAUGGCAAUCGACUAUGGAGUCUUCGCCAAAACACUUUCAGAGGUCUGGGGGUCUUAGACCGGCUUCUUCUGCACCAGAACAAAAUCCAGUGGGUUGAUCGUCAGGCUUUUCAUGACCUGCGGCGUCUCACCACCCUAUACCUGUUUAAUAACUCCCUAACUGAGCUAUCUGGUGCCACCAUGACUCUGCUGCCAGCCCUGGAGUACUUGCGUCUCAACGACAACCCCUGGGAGUGUGACUGCAAGGCCCUGUCACUAUGGGAUUGGCUGCGGCGGUUCAGAGGCUCCACCUCCUCACUGAUGUGUGUUUCACCACCAGAGCUGACAGGAAAGGACCUGAAGACGCUGAAGAAAGAGGAGCUUCCCAGCUGCCUGUCCGGGCAGGGUCACCCACACGGCGCCCCUGGUGGAGAGAUGGAGCACGGAGAGUCUUUAAACCACCUGAAUCGUCACAGAAACCAUCACAACCAUCAUCAGCGGCCAUACAUGCCCCAUGGGGACCAGUACAGCUUGCCUUCACCCUCACCCCUGCCACGGCCACCCAAGGGAAGCCGCAAAAACUGUACCCGCCGGGGACGCAAGACAAAAGGGGGGGUCAAUGAGGUGCAGGUACUUCAGGAGGGGGCAGAAAAAGACUAUACUCCAGAUGGAGAUAAAUAUGACAUGUCUGGAGGAAGAAGGAGGAACAAGUGCAUCCCCAGAACUUCUGUUGGCCCACCAAGUGGGGUCCAAAGAGCUACUAAUAAAGCAGGUUCACACCUUGCAGAAUACAUUUCCUAUUUCUCAUCAGCUCUCAUGCUGUCAGUCUAUUUUGUGAUCUUACGCUGAGACACAAGAUGAAUUUGUUUGUGCUGGUGAUGCAACUUUAUAAAUCAUCAUCCUGAAACACCCUGUCCUGGCUCUUCAAGGAAGCAUGAAUGGAUAACUGUGCAUAAAGAAGAUUCUUGAGUAUCCCUACAGAAUCACUGCAGGGACCCUUAUCAUAAUCAGUACACGGAAGUCAGGGAAAACAAUUAAGCCCAUCGUUUUGAUGAUGUCAGCAAGGGAAGCAACAGGAAAACUUUGCCUCUUUGGCAUCUGCUUCUUCAUUGAAUUUAUGUUCCUAUAAACACUGUACAGCCACAUAAAAUAAUGAGCCAAUAAUUCAUUUUAAUAAAAGAAAGAGCACAUAGUACAUAUCAAAACAGUUAACCCUCUUGACUCCAUGGCAUUUUCUAAGCACAACCUUGAUCUGUCACUCAAGACAAAAUCAUUUAUAGCGAUCUCUGCUCACUGAGCAGUACCUUAAGAUCAAGAAAAAAAGUUCUACACACACAAGUAGCAGUGAAAUGAGUCAUUGUGAAGGGUUUUACCAGUAAUAGCUAUAAUCACUGUCAAUCUACUGAUAGAGUGGCUUUACUCCCACAUAUCAUGACAGCUUUAAUGCUUGUCUGUAUUGUUAGCAUCUGAAAAACACAGCUAAAAUUGUGACACAAUAACAUAACCGCCAAAUCUUUAAACCAGUCCUGUUGAAGAUCAUUGUUUGUUCUCAUAUUUGCAUCCCAACCUAAAAAGCCAUUCAGAACUAACAAAUCAUUUUAAUAGCCAGCAUAUCCCAUCCUGUGUGAAUGAGAGUGAAGAUCUUUGUUCCUGUUUGUAUAAGGUGUCCAUGAAAAAACACAAAACAAUUAAAAUUACAACUAACACUGAAGCCAUGUGGAUAGAAUGAAGCCUGACAUCAAGAGUGCCUAAAGGAAGCCAGUUUCAAUAGGGACAAACUAUUGAGGCAAGAGACGGUUUCAUUCGCUCCUCAUCCUUACUGGCUUCAAAAUACAGGCACCAUCUCUACAGGCCAAGGAAUAGCUGGGGCUCCAACUUGACUCAUAAAACUUUGGAUUCCCUGAAAUUGAUAUGCACUUUCCUCUGUAAUGCAGUGAUAUCAUUCACAGAAAUGUUUCAGAAUCAGGAAAAACAACCUACUUUUAUUUGUAAGUACCAGUGAGGGGGACCCUCCAGGAGAAUAUG
This is a messenger RNA of Melanotaenia boesemani (Boeseman's rainbowfish), 2849 nucleotides long. It is a transcript of the gene rtn4rl1a, whose product is annotated as reticulon-4 receptor-like 1. Gene Ontology annotation, cellular component: plasma membrane. Lineage: Eukaryota; Metazoa; Chordata; Actinopteri; Atheriniformes; Melanotaeniidae. Bases 309 to 1673 code for a protein of 454 amino acids. The transcript has 3 exons. The record is from RefSeq and is a predicted model, not a curated record. Gene Ontology annotation, molecular function: protein binding.